GGUAGUCAGCUGACAGGGGUUUGGGAGGAAUUCGCCUGAAACGGUUCACGAUGAAAUCUGGAUCCGUUACAGAAGCGAGUCCGUGGAUCUGAUGACUCCCCCCACAGAGCUGUGUUAAGAAGAAGAAGAAGAUAGACGAAGAAGAUAGAAGAAGAAGAAGAAGAAGAAGAAGAAGAAGAAACUUCCUUCAGAUUUGUGUCUUCUUCUUCGUCGCUUGUUGACGCUUUUGCUGCCGCGAAACGUCCCAAAAUGUCUCCGAAUUCCCGGUUUUCGGCCAUUUUCUGGUUCACAACAGGGGUUUUGGCUUCCUACGCCCAGGAGUGUGGCCGACCCCCGCUAACGGAGAACCGGAUCGUGGGGGGCAUGGACGCCCAGGAUGGGGCUUGGCCCUGGCAGGUGGACUUGCAGACAGACCGUGACGGUCAUAUCUGCGGAGGCUCCAUCAUCACGGAGAACUGGGUCCUAUCAGCCGCGCAUUGUUUCCCCAAUCCAUCGGACGUGAGCGAUUACAUCAUCUACGCUGGCCGGUACCAGCUGAAUGGCUUCAACCAGCACCAGUCAUCGCAUCGCGUGAGACAGGUGGUGAUCCCAUCCGGUUACAACGAGCCUCACAACGGGAAGGACGUGGCGCUGGUGCAGCUGAAAAGCCCGUUGACCUGGUCGGAUCACAUUCGUCCCGUCUGUUUACCGGCAUCAAACACGCUGUUCCCAAGUGGCAUGGAGUGCUCCGUCACCGGCUGGGGGAACACCAGGGACGACGUCCCUCUGUCAGGAGUGGGGACACUGCAGGAGGUGCAGGUGCCAAUCAUCUCUCAGGGUUCAUGUCAGAGCAUGUACCAGACGAACCCAUCGGACCAGGUGGACAUCCUGUAUGACAUGAUCUGCGCUGGAUACCAGGAAGGCGGCAAGGACUCCUGCCAGGGUGACUCAGGAGGGCCUCUUGUGUGCCGGAUGAUAAAUGGUACAUGGGUGCAGGCCGGGGUGGUGAGCUUUGGACUGGGCUGUGCUCACCGAAAUAAGCCAGGUGUGUACACCAGAAUGACCAGCUACACGAGCUUCAUCAGCAACACGAUACCAGAGAUCAGGCUGUACGGCCGAGCGGAUCAGAACUGGUGUGGGAGGGCUGCCAUCGUGGUCAGUUGCCUGUCCUCUCUACUGAUCCUGCUUCAGAAAUAAACCCUGAAAACUGGAUUUUUGGGAGGAAGGAUGUAAUCCAGGUCAAUCGUAAAUGUUGACCGAUGUCCAAAGUGAUCCUGAAUAGUUCACCUAAUGUGAUGUGCACAUGGAGCCAUAUUUAAUAUUGAGUGUCUUAAACAUUUUUUGUAAUGAAAUUGAUUUAUCUUUUGAGUCACAGUAGCUUUGAUAGGUUUGUAUUUUAAAUCAGAAAAAAUGGCUAAAUAAAUUAUGUCUUCUAUAUUUGAAAUAAAAUGCUAAUUUGAUUAUUGAAAUCAUCUCGGUGCUCUUUUAACCUCUAAGCUGUUACUGUAUGAAUCAAUUUCUGCUCUCACCUGUAAAUGUUUCCCUUUGAUUAUGUAUUACGAAAAGAAUAAAACAAUUUCUGUGCACAGCC
This is a messenger RNA of Limanda limanda (common dab), 1570 nucleotides long. RefSeq lists its product as uncharacterized. Gene Ontology annotation, molecular function: serine-type endopeptidase activity. The record is from RefSeq and is a predicted model, not a curated record. The transcript is spliced from 6 exons. NCBI's taxonomy places the organism in Eukaryota, Metazoa, Chordata, Actinopteri, Pleuronectiformes, Pleuronectidae. Bases 250 to 1176 code for a protein of 308 amino acids. Gene Ontology annotation, biological process: proteolysis.